Messenger RNA from Desarmillaria tabescens, 1855 nucleotides. RefSeq names its product S-adenosyl-L-methionine-dependent methyltransferase. Bases 344 to 1735 code for a protein of 463 amino acids. Lineage: Eukaryota; Fungi; Basidiomycota; Agaricomycetes; Agaricales; Physalacriaceae. The record is from RefSeq and is a predicted model, not a curated record. The transcript has 10 exons. Gene Ontology annotation, molecular function: O-methyltransferase activity.
ACUUUCCGCAUUGCUAUCAUCCAUCCUGCUUAGGCGCAGUACCGUUUCUUGCAUGCUCAACUUAGCUGGGGAUGUUCUCUUGACAAAUUGCUGCAAUUCCGAGUCGGAAUGUCAUGGGAAAUAUUGAUUACCAUUCCAGAUCUCUAACUGUUUUGAUGGCUCGGGAGGUACUAGCUUGCAUUUCUGCACUAGUCCCGCUAGCUCCGUGUCGACGCGGUCUUUUUUUGCCUUCGGAACCGCGGAAGAAUCGGACAGUGUUACUAUCUCGGUUGAAGAUGCCGACGCAAUAGCAGCAUUUAAAACGACGCGACCUGGGCUCUUGCUUGCAUCACCACUCAUACCUAUGGCUUCGAAUUCCACUCUGCGCUCUUUGGCGAAUCUGAUAUCCUCAUCCGUUGACAUAAUCGAAGAACGAGUUCAAGUUCCCGACCUAGAUUUGGCCUGCCAUGAAGGCGAGGUUCCGGAUAAAGGAUUCAGCGAUCCAGCGGUUGUCGACGCGAUUUCUUGCAUUGUUGCUGCAACAGCUCAGCUAGUGGCGACCAUACGACCUGCUCAUUUGACCCUCAUUUCGACAGCUAUGAUGAUUCACGUCCCCUCGGCGCUUCGAACAGCCACAGACCUUCAUGUUGCAGAGAUAUUGCGAGAUGCUGGCCCCCAGGGACUACAUAUCAGAAAGAUUGCCGCUCUAUGCUGCACGAGCCCCGGAAAGCUAGCACGCAUCCUCCGCCUCCUAGCUACAGAGCACAUUUUCAAAGAGGUCACUCCGGAUGUUUUUGCCAACAAUCGCAUCUCGUCUUUACUAGACACUGGGAAAUCAGUUGACAAGCUGAUAGAAAGUGCACAAUAUAAAUGGGACGGCGGUGUCGGGAUAGCCGCCUUCGUCUCAUACACUGGUGGACACACUCUGAAGUUCACUUCAUAUCUUGCAGAGACGAUGCAGGAUCCAUCGUUCGCUCACUCCGAGGAUCACAUCAAGGCUCCGUUCAACUACACGUCAAAGACUGACUUACCCUUUUGGCAAUGGCUGGACCUUCCUGAGAACGAGGAGGAGAGACGAAAAUUCGGGCUUGCGAUGACUUGUGCUCCAAAGCACAGUAUGCUCGACGGUUUUGAAUGGGGUCAACUUCCACAAAAUGGCGUGGUGGUAGACGUUGGCGGAGGAGUGGGAAUGGCGACUCUGCCUGUAGCGAAAGUGUUUCCAGAUCUGAAGAUCAUCAUACAGGAUCGACCAAAGUUUGUCGCAGACGCGAGAAAGUUGUGGAAAGAAGAAUUGCCUGGUGCUGUGUCUAGUGGACAUGUCUCUUUUCAAGUACACGACUUUUUCGAGCCCCAGCCAAUUAAAGCAGCAGACGUUUAUUUGAUGCGCUGGAUCAUGCACGAUUGGAAUGAUUCAAUGUGUAUCAGUAUCUUGAAGCAUUUACGUGAUGCUGCAGGUCCUGGAACGAAGCUUCUCAUCGUCGAUGCCCUUAUGUCUUACGCCUGCCAAGACUCAUUCGCAUGCGGUAUCCCCGGUGCAACAAAGCCUCUGCCGCCAAAGCCUCUUCUAGAAAACUUUGGGCAUGCUAGAGUAGGGGAGUAUUUGUUCGACCUUCAGAUGUGGGUGACCGUGAAUGGCCAGGAGCGGACGAUUCGACAGUUCUCCGAUAUUUUGCAGAUCGCUGGCUGGAAAAUUGAAGAAGUGAAAAGUGCAGCGGCUACUCAAGCACAUAUCAUUGCUAUUCCUUCUACUGUCUAACAGUCAGCUAUUGCUUUGAGCACAAUGCACAAUUACGAGUAGUAGCGUAUCAUAGCUGUUCGAAUUCCCUUGGUCUUCUGCUUCGGAUCAUUCCGAGGGGAAACUGAUUUCGCUUGUUUA